Molecule: messenger RNA, 1440 nt
Organism: Gossypium raimondii (Peruvian cotton)
Lineage: Eukaryota; Viridiplantae; Streptophyta; Magnoliopsida; Malvales; Malvaceae
Product: diacylglycerol O-acyltransferase 2
Exons: 9
Coding region: 192-1175 (327 amino acids)
Biological process (GO): triglyceride biosynthetic process
Cellular component (GO): endoplasmic reticulum membrane
Molecular function (GO): diacylglycerol O-acyltransferase activity
Source: RefSeq, a predicted model, not a curated record
GCAGCGUAGAAAAUUAUAUCUCUCAUUAUUUUAAUUUUUUGGAAUUGAAAACAGCUGAAAAAAUGACAGGGUAUUGGAUAAUGGAAGCAAAUUGAAGUUAGAAGUGUGUGAUUUCUGAUGUACUAUAGUUUUAACCGAAUCCCAGAGUUGGGUGUGCUUAAAAUCAGUGGGUUGAGUGGUAGCGUUGUACGAUGGCGGAAAGACCGGCGGCUGCUCCACCUGGAACUGGUUAUCGGGAAUUCAAUGGAAGAACCGAAUUUCGUUCUAACACGGUGCACGGUGUCUUAGCUAUUGCUAUGUGGCUUGGAGCUAUUCAUUUCAACUUCUUUUUGCUCCUUUUCUCCUUUCUAUUCCUCCCUUUUCCCAAACUCAUUAUGGUGUUGGGAUUGCUUUCCUUUUUCACGUUUCUUCCUAUCGAUCCUCACAGUAAAAUUGGCCGUAGGUUGGCCAGGUAUAUAUGUAAGCAUCUUUGCAGCUAUUUUCCCAUUACUCUAUACGUUGAGGACAUUCACGUCUUCCAUCCUGAUCGUGCUUACGUUUUUGGUUAUGAACCACAUUCGGUUUUGCCAAUUGGGGUUGCCACGCUGGCUGACCUCGCAGGUUUCAUGCCUCUUCCCAAAAUGAAAGUCCUUGCAAGCAGCGCCGUAUUCUACACUCCGUUUUUGAGGCAUAUAUGGACAUGGUUAGGUGUCUCACCUGCAACAAAAACAAUGUUUUCUUCACUAUUGGAAGCUGGUUAUAGUUGUAUUAUAGUGCCUGGUGGACUGCAAGAGACAUUCUUCAUGGAGCAUGGUUCUGAGGUUGCAUUCCUUAAGGCACGAAAAGGAUUUGUUCGGAUUGCCAUGGAAAAGGGGUGUCCACUGGUUCCAGUUUUCUGCUUUGGUCAGUCACAUGUCUACAAGUGGUGGAAGCCAAGUGGGAAGUUCUAUCUGCAAUUUUCCAGAGCUAUCAAGUUCAUUCCCUUAUUGUUUUGGGGAAUUUUUGGAUCUCCUUUACCCUAUCAACAUUCAAUGCAUGUGGUGGUGGGUAAACCUAUUUACUUGAAGAAAAAUCCCCAACCUACUGUGGAAAAGGUCCUGGAAACACAUGACCAAUAUGUUAAAGCACUUCAAGAUCUCUUUGAAAGACACAAAGCUCGGGUCGGAUAUGCUGAUCUUCCAUUAAAGAUUCUUUGAUUUCAACUUAGUUCGGAUUUGGGUCUUAUUCUAUUUGUCAAUCUCCUAUAUUAUCAUACUCAGCUGCAAUGUUCUAGAAAAAGUACCCAAACAACUGGCUUGGAGAUACUGAAUAAAACAUAGUUAAGGUUACUUGCAUUAACCAGUGAAUGUUAAUGGACUCAGUAGGCAUUUUUUUUUCAUGGCAUGGUCGUUUGUAAGCCAUUGAUGCUAUUUCUCUUGUUGCUUCUCAUUAAUUACACUGAUCCCAAACAAAUUUUUAACA